GGGGAGCGCGGGAGGCGGGGCGGGCGGCGCCGAGAAACAGCGGCUGCGGGCAAGCGGCGGGAGCCAGAGACGCUGAGCUGGCCGCCGCUGCCUCCGCCGAGCAGCCCUCCAGCGGUCCGUGUUUCCGUUAGUCUGUGCGUCCUCCGCGGAUCGGCGGCGAGUCCCGCGGCCGAGCCCAUGCAGCCCCGCAGCGAGCGCCCGGCCGGCAGGACGCAAAGCCCGGAGCACGGUAGCCCGGGGCCCGGGCCCGAGGCGCCGCCGCCGCUCCCGCCGCCGCAGCCUCCGGCCCCCGAGGUGGAGCGGGCGCGGACCCGGCAGGCCAGGUCCACGGCCCCCAUGGAGGGUGCGGUGCAGCUGCUGAGCCGCGAGGGCCACACUGUGUCCCACAAUUCCAAGCGGCACUACCACGAUGCCUUUGUGGCCAUGAGCCGCAUGCGGCAGCGAGGCCUCCUGUGUGACAUCGUCCUGCACGUGGCCGCCAAGGAGAUCCGAGCGCACAAGGUGGUGUUGGCCUCCUGCAGCCCUUACUUCCACGCCAUGUUCACAAAUGAGAUGAGUGAGAGCCGCCAGACACAUGUAACGUUGCAUGACAUCGACCCUCAGGCCUUGGACCAGCUAGUGCAGUUUGCCUACACGGCCGAGAUCGUGGUGGGUGAAGGUAAUGUUCAGACUCUGCUUCCAGCCGCCAGCCUUCUGCAGCUGAACGGCGUCCGCGACGCCUGCUGCAAGUUCCUGCUGAGCCAGCUGGACCCCUCCAACUGCCUGGGCAUCCGGGGCUUUGCCGACUCACACUCGUGCAGUGACCUGCUGAAGGCGGCACACAGGUACGUGCUGCAGCACUUCGUGGACGUGGCCAAGACCGAGGAGUUCAUGCUGCUGCCGCUGAAGCAGGUGCUGGAACUGGUCUCUAGCGACAGCCUGAACGUGCCUUCGGAGGAGGAUGUCUACCGUGCCGUCCUGAGCUGGGUGAAGCACGAUGUGGAUGCUCGGAGGCAGCACGUCCCACGGCUGAUGAAGUGUGUCCGUCUGCCCCUGCUGAGCCGGGACUUCCUGCUGGGCCACGUGGAUGCCGAGAGCCUGGUGAGGCACCACCCUGACUGCAAGGAUCUGCUCAUCGAGGCGCUCAAGUUCCACCUGCUGCCAGAGCAGAGAGGCGUCCUAGGCAGUAGCCGGACGCGGCCCCGGCACUGUGAGGGCGCAGGCCCUGUGCUCUUUGCCGUUGGUGGUGGGAGUCUGUUCGCCAUCCACGGGGACUGUGAAGCCUAUGACACGCGAACCGACCGCUGGCACGUGGUGGCCUCCAUGUCCACACGCAGAGCCCGGGUGGGCGUGGCAGCGGUGGGGAACCGGCUGUAUGCCGUGGGCGGUUACGAUGGGACUUCAGACCUGGCCACCGUAGAGUCCUACGACCCCGUGACCAAUGCCUGGCAGCCCGAGGUUUCCAUGGGGACGAGGCGCAGCUGUCUGGGUGUGGCUGCCCUGCACGGGCUCCUGUAUGCAGCCGGGGGCUACGACGGGGCCUCCUGCCUCAACAGUGCCGAGCGCUAUGACCCCCUGACGGGAACAUGGACGUCUGUCGCCGCCAUGAGCACCCGGAGGCGAUAUGUUCGUGUGGCCAUGCUUGAUGGGAACCUGUACGCCGUGGGCGGUUACGACAGCUCAUCACAUCUGGCCACUGUGGAGAAGUAUGAGCCCCAGGUGAAUGUGUGGACGCCAGUGGCCUCCAUGCUCAGCCGGCGCAGCUCAGCCGGUGUGGCAGUGCUGGAGGGGGCUCUCUACGUGGCCGGUGGCAAUGAUGGCACCAGUUGCCUCAACUCUGUGGAAAGAUACAGCCCCAAGGCCGGUGCCUGGGAGAGUGUGGCCCCCAUGACCAUCCGAAGGAGCACUCAUGACCUGGUGGCCAUGGACGGCUGGCUGUAUGCUGUGGGGGGCAACGAUGGCAGUUCCAGCCUCAAUUCCAUCGAAAAGUACAACCCGAGGACCAACAAGUGGGUGGCCGCGUCCUGCAUGUUCACGCGGCGCAGCAGCGUGGGCGUGGCGGUGCUCGAGCUGCUUAACUUCCCGCCGCCCUCCUCGCCCACGCUGUCCGUGUCUUCCACCAGCCUCUGACCCCCGGCGCAGACUGCACAGAGGCCGGACCUUUCGGCCUCCCACAUGCCUUAAGCCCCACAGAGGGCCCCAGCGCCUCCCUCCCCUCGACCAGUGUGUCCGGGGUGGGUUCCUCGGCCCCCGCCGGGGAUGUCCUGCACCAUCUGUCCACGUCUCUGUGUGUUGAGGCCGCCCAUUUUAGUGUUCAUUCCUCUGUUCAUUUAUGUGUGUACCGUUUAUUUAUUCAGUAUUUAUUGAUCGAUGAGCAGCGCUGCAGCUACCAGUUUAUACGUUUACUCUGGAAGUGUCCUGUGUGGCUUGGACCAAGCUGCCCUCCUGGUGUCCUCCCACCACCCUGGGGGCACCAGGGAGUGAUGGGGGUGGACACUUUCAUUGUCCGUGGGGCAGGGCCUACUCAGACUCAGCCGACCUGGAGGGACCAACGGGCAAAUGCAGAGCAGACCGCUGGGGUAGGGGGGCUUCUGAGCAGGUGCAGACCCCCAGCCUUCGCUUUGCACACCACCCUUGCCUCACCAGGCCAGGCACCUUCUCGAAGAGGGCAUGAAGGGGGCUUCCUACCUGUGAGUGUGGUGUCUUUUCUGGGUCCUGCACUGAGCUGGGCACACAUGCGUGCCACAGACCCCUCACAGCAAUAUGAACCAACUUGAACAAUAAACACAUCUCUUGGGCUCUAGGCUUGAGUCUGAGCACC
Hipposideros armiger (great roundleaf bat) is the source of this 2800-nucleotide messenger RNA. It is a transcript of the gene KLHL17, whose product is annotated as kelch like family member 17. The coding region runs from base 178 to 2109 and encodes 643 amino acids. Gene Ontology annotation, molecular function: protein binding. NCBI's taxonomy places the organism in Eukaryota, Metazoa, Chordata, Mammalia, Chiroptera, Hipposideridae. The record is from RefSeq and is a predicted model, not a curated record. The transcript has 12 exons.